Molecule: messenger RNA, 1533 nt
Organism: Dichotomopilus funicola
Lineage: Eukaryota; Fungi; Ascomycota; Sordariomycetes; Sordariales; Chaetomiaceae
Product: kinase-like domain-containing protein
Exons: 1
Coding region: 1-1533 (510 amino acids)
Source: RefSeq, a predicted model, not a curated record
AUGGGUUCACAGUUCCCCGCGGGCGAUUUCCCCAUCCGGGUUUCGCAAAUUCACGAACCCAAGUUGCCCCCGGACGAUCUCCACAGAUAUUGGAGAAGCCAUGAAGAGGAGGGUUACCUCGAGCGGUAUUGGCCGGGCGAUCAUGACGACGCCGCUUGGAUCAGAAACAUCCGCAAGGUCCUCAGCCACCAGUUCCCAGAGUUUGCCGACGCUGAAAUCGAGUACUUCGCAAAGGGUACUUUCAACCGUCUCUACAGUCUCAGCCACCCGAAAUGGGAGAAGCGCUACAUCUUCCGCGUCUCAAUCCCCGUUGAACCCUUCUACAAGACCGAGAGCGAGAUCGCCACCAUGGAGUACAUCCGCUGCCACACUACCAUGCCCGUCCCCCAAGUGAUCGCCUUCUCCUCGAGCGACGACAACGAACUCGGUUACGAAUGGAUCUUGAUGGAGAGAAUGCCCGGUGAGCCGCUGCGUACACUGUGGAGCUCCAUGCCUGACGAAGCGCGUGUCAAGGUGUUCGCUGAGUUGGCGGCACACGUAAAGCAGCUGGUUUCUCUGCGAUUCAGCAAGUUUGGUAACCUGUACUUCUCUGAUGUCGCUAAACACGUCCUUCCAUCCGAUACAUCGAUUCCAUCCAAACUUCCCAUUGACGACAAAGCUGUUGACAAGGACAUUGGCCACGAUGGUCGUUUCGUUCUCGGUCGUCUCGUCUCCCAAGAAUUCUUCUUUGACAAGCGCGUGUACUACCCGGGCUCACGAGGGCCAUUCGAAACUACCCGAGAAUGGGUUGACAUGCGUGUAGCCCUCCUUGAAAAACGGCUACAAGAGCUCUCUCCUAUCGAAGGACAAGCCUGGUAUUGCGAGAAUGAUCGGGAAUUGGACCGCAACAAGGACCGCGUUUACAAGCUCUUUGACGAGUUCAAGGCAUUGAUCCCCCAUCUUGUCCCGCACGACAAUGGUCCGGAAGACAUUGGAAUCCUAUUUCAUGAUGAUCUCUCCGAGCACAACCUCCUUCUCGAUCCGGUCACUUUCAAGCUCACUGCCGUCGUCGACUGGGAGUCGGUCAGCAUACUCCCCGCAUACGAGGCCUACGACGCACGCCCGGCCUGGCUAUCCGACCGUGAUUGGCGUCCGACGCCCCUUGUCCACCUUGCCCGUGGGAUCCCGCCUAACGACGAAUUCAUCACAGCCGACAAGCUCCGCCGGGUGGGAGAAAUGGGUCCUUCUCGCCAGAAGUACCACAGCAUUGUCGGCCCUCUUUUUGAUGCCAGCUCGCCCAAGACCCAAAUGAGGGUCAAGAACAAGCAAGGAGUAUCAAAGCAGCUAGAGGUUGCCACUUUCCAGCAUCGCCCUUGGUGGACCGCAGCCUGGAUGGCUGAGAACAAAUUCAUUGCCGACCCUGUACUUAGCGAUGUCACGAAAGUUUUGAACCACGAUCCGAUCUCCAAGGACCAUGUAUACAACUCUCUCGACAACAAGCCCAGCACCAACGGGGUCGACAUGUCGAACACCGCCAUCGACGCACGGUCUUAG